This is a messenger RNA of Heterotrigona itama, 1450 nucleotides long. The record is from the annotation of a GenBank genome assembly. NCBI's taxonomy places the organism in Eukaryota, Metazoa, Arthropoda, Insecta, Hymenoptera, Apidae.
AUGUCGCAAUCGGUCGCCGUACCUUUGAACGUGACGUUGAGGAAGGGGCCGAAUACUUUCUCUCGACGAUCGGCGCGAAUCAGCGGCAGCCAGGUCUACGGUUUGCCUGGAGGAACACUCGGCCACGAGUUUUUACCAAAGGAACAGCUAGUCCGCCGUCACGUUUUUCACCGACAGCGUCCAGAAAUGCAAAUAACACGCGCGUUUUCCAUCCUGGGAUGUUGCGUCCUUGUGAUGACAUUGGCGAAUGCGGCACCGGCUCCACAGGAACCCACCUUCAAUCUUCCGGUACAGCUGAUCGGCUUCCCCGUGAUCACUAUCGCUGUCAGGCUCACUAAUUUUGUGAAGAAACUCGCAUACUCGUUGAAUCCAGAGACUUACGUCAGCCGAGCGAAACGAGAUCUGCCUCUGGUGCACGACGAAGAGAUCCUAGACGUUGGCCAAGUGGAGAAGAAACUGAUAUCGGAGCUGGGCAGUAACGUUUGCAUUUACGAGAGGGUCUGCGCCAAGUAUGCGGCCCAAACGCUUCAGAAACGAAGUCGCGAACGAGCUUUGGACUGGGACAUCGUUUUCAGCGAGUACAAAUCAUCGCCGAACCCGAUGAAGGAGAAUUAUUUAUUGAGCGUGUUCCUGGGCGACAUCAUAGGAAGCCCGCGACUCUGUCAUCAGCUGGCAAAACGAGGGAGAGGCUGCGACGAGGCCACGCUCUCGGAUUAACUGUAAACCGUAACCAUUUACGAGGCCCUGUACAGAUUGUAAAUAUCGUCGAGAGUGUGUUCGCCGGUUUCCAUCCACGAGAGGAUCGUUCAUCUUUGCUACACAGCAGUCCUGCGUUCCGUGAAAUGCGAGCAUGAGGUCUUGCAAAGGAAACUGACGACUUUUGGAUACGUACGUGAAUUAAAUGUUACCGCUUCGUUACCUCGAGUUUCUUUCAACAUACGGUUAAUUGUUGUACUUCAUUCUCACCAAAUAUAAUAAACAGAGUUUAUAUAUAAUAUUCGGCCGAUUAACGUUUUCUUCUUUCUCUCUUUGGAUUACUUUCUUUGUGGAGAAUAUUUUUGAACGGAGGGAAUAAUUGCUUGCAGUGAACUUUGUUGCAAGAUGUAAAUUAGAAUCUGUGGUCAAUUUUCCAAUUAAUUUGAAAUUUCUGUUAUAGAUAGAUUUUUAGCGAUGAGUAUGUUUUCUUGCAACACGCAACGAUUCUGAAGAUUAAUUGCACAUAUCUGUGUCCUAAAUAAUAUACGCGAAAUAAUUAUGCGAAUAAAUUACACGAGGAUCUGAACGCUGGAAUUGCCGGAGACAUGAAAAAUUUUAUUACCUUCCCAAGGUGCGCCUUUUGAUUUAUUUACUAUAAAUUUCUUAUUGCAGUAUCGGUAUUCCCAGCGUUGAACAUUCAUGCACAAUACAGAAUGACGAUUUUCGAAGUUUAAUUUCAAGGGAACGUUAGAAA